Epithele typhae is the source of this 1071-nucleotide messenger RNA. Its product is annotated as P-loop containing nucleoside triphosphate hydrolase protein. Gene Ontology annotation, biological process: DNA-templated DNA replication; DNA repair. Lineage: Eukaryota; Fungi; Basidiomycota; Agaricomycetes; Polyporales; Epitheliaceae. The record is from RefSeq and is a predicted model, not a curated record. Gene Ontology annotation, cellular component: DNA replication factor C complex; Rad17 RFC-like complex; nucleus. Gene Ontology annotation, molecular function: DNA clamp loader activity; DNA binding. The transcript is spliced from 10 exons. Bases 1 to 1071 code for a protein of 356 amino acids.
AUGUCUCUUUGGGUGGACAAGCAUAGACCACGGUCUCUCGACGGACUGCAUUACCACGAAGGACUCACCUUGCGUUUGAAGGCAUUGGCUGCAUCGGGAGACUUCCCGCAUAUGUUGUUCUAUGGCCCCUCGGGAGCAGGCAAGAAAACACGGAUAGCAGGGACAUUGCUCGAGCUGUUUGGAAAGGGUGUCGAGAAGCUCAAGAUUGACCAGCGUGUCUUCCUCACGCCGAGCGGGCGCAAGCUCGACGUAAACGUCGUACAGAGCAACUACCACAUAGAGUUGACUCCGAGCGAAGUCGGCAACUUCGACCGCGUCGUCAUCCAAGAUAUCCUGAAAGAGAUUGCGCAGACGCAGCAGGUGGACCUCAGUGCGAAACAAAAGUUCAAACUUGUUGUAAUCCACGAGGCCGACUCGCUCUCCCGCGACGCACAAGCCGCGCUCCGCCGGACAAUGGAAAAGUACAUGUCCAACCUCCGCCUCGUCCUCUGCGCGAACAGCACCAGCAAGCUCAUCGCACCCAUCCGCUCCCGAUGCCUCCUCAUGCGGGUCGCCGCGCCCAGCACCGAAGAGGUGCUCGACCAUGUCGCGAAGCAGGAGAAAUUUUCGAUCCCGGAGGACACCCUCCGGCUCAUCGCCGUGGACUCGAACGGGAACCUGCGGAAGGCCGUCCUCGUCCUCGAGGCGCUCAAGAUGCAAAACCCGGACCUGUCCGCGAGCGGGCUCGCGAUCGCAAAGCCGGACUGGGAGACGUACUGCCACAAGGUCGCGGACAUGAUCGUGCAGGAGCAGUCGCCCGCGCGGGUGAUGGAGGUCCGGGCGAAGCUCUACGAGCUCCUCGCGCACUGCAUCCCCGCCUCGGUCGUGCUCAAGACGGUCGCGGACCGCGUCGUCGAGCAGGUCGACGAGGCGCUCAAGGCGGACAUCAUGCACUGGGCGGCGGUGUACGAGGUGCGGAUGCGCGUCGGGAACAAGAAGAUCUUCCACCUCGAGGCGUGGGUCGUCAAGGUCAUGAGCCUGUACAAGCACUUCUUUUUCGGGUUCGACAUGGAGGCGGACUUCGACGACUGA